Mercenaria mercenaria is the source of this 2361-nucleotide messenger RNA. RefSeq lists its product as uncharacterized. The record is from RefSeq and is a predicted model, not a curated record. The transcript is spliced from 2 exons. The coding region runs from base 175 to 1686 and encodes 503 amino acids. Lineage: Eukaryota; Metazoa; Mollusca; Bivalvia; Venerida; Veneridae.
UAGAAAUACAGGUGGCAUGCAUAAAUUAAACACUAUCGAUGACUGAAAAUUUUCUGUGAUUGAUUUCUCAUGCGGAACAAAAUGUUAUGCUGAUAUUUAGAUUUACAAUAUGUUCGCAUUCGUUGCAUUUAUGGAUAGGAAGGCAGACGAUUAUCUACGAAAAACGACGUAGGAAUGUUGCAUACAUACAUGGAUUUUACCUUGACUAAGCAGGUUGAAUAUAUAUAUCAAAACCAACCAACUAUGUUUUAUUUGAGACAUCUAGUAGUUAUCUUUGGCUUUUUGAGCCUCACCGGUGCAGCUUUCACAGACUUGGAGAACUUCAUUCGUGUUUUGGGCUCCCUAGAUCCCAAUCAGUCGAUUGUCAAUUAUUUGAAUGGGUCAGUGUUUGGAAAACAGCCUGGUUCAGAUCUUCAAAAGCUCUUCAAUUAUGAAGGUUAUAACAUUAACAGGAAGAUACGUCAGCAAGAUGGCAGUUUCCUGUCGUUGUCACGAGAAUUUGUUGUGUACCGUCAACCGAACACAUCUCAGAUUCUUCAGGUUUGGAUUAACCCGUGGUCAAAUAAAGCCAAUGAAAUUUUCUAUGUGGCCAAUGACCCCGUGAAUGCAAUUCUCGACAGCCCUUCACCUUCGCAAAGAUCAGAGGAAUAUAUAAUAUACAACUCCGAUAUUGUCCUUGAAUAUCCCAAUCCAUUGUCUCCCGACAAAUAUAGCAAUUACUCCGCUGGACCAAUUUAUGACUCUGUCGAACUCUUCGCAUUUUUCGCAAAUUACACCAACCUUAGAGACACUUUAGAUAAAAGUGUGCCAUUUACUGGUACCUGGAUACGGAAAUCUGAAUAUUUGCCUUGGAUGGAAAUGUCUACAAAACCAGGUUGUUUGUAUUAUACAACGAUGGCUUGGAAAUGUAAUGAGGGACUGAGCUGUGUUUCAGAUGAUAUUAUGCAAUUGAUUAAAAAGUACUACCCAAAAUACGAGUAUGCACCAAGCCAGAAGGAAGUACCGAAUGAAACGUCAUGGACAGUUUUUAAAAAAGUUAUUGACCAACGACGACAAGCCGGACUCCCAGAUAUAAUUAUACCACAAGUAAAUACCACCAGUAAUAUCCGUACGAUGACGGAUAGCGUCGAUGAUCGUGUUCUCAACAUUCUUGAUGCAUGGCCAUUAAGUAUAAAAGCAAAUGGAUCAGCGUGGUCAGAAAUCCCGGGAAAACAAUCGGUUUGUUUCUUUAACAUGUUCGGUUACUUUCAGUUUGACCUUGAACACUUGCCCGAGCAUAAUGGCUAUCGUAUACAACUAGACGGAUUCGUGACAUAUCGUGAUGCGGAAACGGGAAAGAUGAUUAAGAAUUUCACCAACCCCAUUACUGGACAAAACAAUACACUUCCGAAGUCUGAAGUUGGGGUAGAUUUUGUAUUCAAAAAAGAUUCGUUUUACACUAUCGAUAUACCUUCCUCAGAAGUGGUCGGCCUUCUUGGUGCACAGUCAAGCGAAGGGACUCCAGAUGAUGACAGCGACUGGUCAGUCAACUUUAUUGACCUUGUUUUUCCAUACAACGAGCUGAGUAAACCUCCAACCAGCGCUCACUUUUUCGGAACUCUAGCGUCGUAUUCAAGUUGGCCUUCAUGGAUGGAAAUGAUGGAUGUCCCAGGCAACAUUGUUGUCAAGCUAACUGUUUCUAAAUAAACAUGUCUCUUGAUACAGCAUGCGAUGUGAGAGAGACGACGUAUUCUGACAAUGGAACUUCUUUUUUCGUGGCUAUAGUGACAAUAUAUUGUAUGCAUUUGCAAUCAAGUAUUUCAAAUGAAUAUACAAAACGGUAUAUUUGUAAUAGAUUGUGACAAAGCGAUGUAAAAAGAUUGCUCUUGUGAACGGAAUAACUCAUGUGUAGUGCUUAAGAAGACCGGCAAUGUCUUUAUAUCAAAACCUCAUUCGUGUUACUAUUUUGAUGUUAAAAUAUUAACUUUACAUGCAGUAUCAAGCAUUUCGAAUAUAUUAUCGACAGACUAUUUGAAAACGAGGUCGAGUAUUCAUAUAAUAACCUUGCAUAAAUCUAUGAGAUAAAUAUGUCUUGCUAUAACUUGAACAGUAUUUAUCAUUCUCAUUAUAACAGUGCAAAUCUGUUAAACUGUUAAGGGUAUGUCCUUGUAAUCAAAGUAAUAAGACUGAGUACUAAAUUUACUGAUAACUUUGAUAGGUUAAAUAUUUAAAUUAAAUGAUGCGAGUCUUUUAAUAACAAGCUUCAUCUCGACCAUAUCAUAUAUAAUAUACUUUCAGUACUGAAUAUAUUGAAAGAGUUUGAUAAACCGGUAUGAUAUAAUGUGAAUCUAUAGCGAGAAUAUUAUUGUUUUAAUAAAUUCU